UUAUUUGACCACCACGAGAUCACACCAUUACCAACCAUAAUUACUCAUAUACAUAUUUUUAUGAUAAGACCAGCCAACAUAGUCUUGGAGCAGACAAUGGAGCUUCCUUUGUUUGCAGUGCUUCAAAGAACACCACGAGUUGCAGUUAGAUUAUCACUUAUUCUAUUUUCCCUCGCAAUAGUCCCUGCUUUAUAUUCUCUCCUCUCCAAUCCAAUCUUAUUACCUCUAUCUAUCUCAUCACCCGAGACUGAUGGUCCCCUUCCAUCGGAUCAUAUGCAUCUCAGUCAUCUGAAUUCUCCAUCUGUUCGGAUUCUACCACCCGUGAAUAGUCCCAUUCCAGCUCCACCAUAUCAUACAAGACAUCGGAAGUCUUCAUAUCACUCAACCCCAGUCACAACGCCAACAACAUCAAGAACGCAGAUCAGAGAUGAUGAGCAGAGGUGUGAUCUUUUCAAAGGGGAAUGGAUACCGAACGAAGAAUCUCCAUACUAUAACCACACGACUUGCUGGGCGAUACAAGAGCACCAGAACUGCAUGAAGCACGGGAGACCAGACUCAGGGUUCCUGAGAUGGAGGUGGAAGCCAGACGGCUGCGACCUCCCCGUCUUUGAUCCUCAGGAGUUCUUAGAAAUGGUUAGAGGGAAAUCUAUGGGGUUUGUUGGUGAUUCCAUUAGCAGAAACCAAGCCCAGUCUCUCUUGUGCCUUCUCUCUAGGGUGGAAUAUCCUGAAGACAUUUCUUCUUCACCAGAUAAAGCUUUUAAAGUAUGGAACUACACAUCCUAUAACUUCACUCUACAUGCCAUGUGGUCACCGUUUCUAGUGAAGACUACUAAAGCUGACCCUACAGACCCGGAGUGCAACCUCUUCAACCUAUACCUAGACGAGUAUGACAGCAAGUGGACGAGUCAGAUCAACCGGCUUGACUACCUGGUUAUAUCAUCAGGCCACUGGUUUUACCGGCCUGUUAUCUUCUACGAAAAUGAAACAAUCUCCGGAUGCCAAUACUGUGCGUUACCAAACACAACUCAGCUGCCUUUGUACUACGGAUACACGAAGGCUUUAAGAACAUCUCUAAGAGCUAUACUCGAAAAUUUCAAGGGUUUGGCAUUUCUGAGGAGUUUUUCUCCUCAACAUUUCGAAGGUGGACCGUGGGACAAAGGAGGGGACUGUGUAAGGACACGACCAUACAGAAGAAACGAGACGAUACCCGAAGGUGCAGAUCUCAAGAUUCACGACAUUCAAGUAGAGGAGUUCCGAGCUGCAGAAGAAGAGAUGAAGAAGAAGCAGGGUUUGAGACUGAGGUUGAUGGACACGACACAAGCAAUGCUACUUCGACCAGAUGGACAUCCUGGGAGAUAUGGACAUCUGCAGACCGCCGCAGAGAAGGAAAUCUUGAUGAAAACGAGGACGUGCAAAGCCACAAAAGCUGACCUGAGAUACAUGAGCCUUGUUUGGGUGUCAGUUCUUGUAGCAGUUGAAUAUGGAAGCGUUUCCCUCGACGACGUCAAAGCUCUCAUAUCUUCUCCACAAUCUCUCUAACUCCAUCCGAAUGAAUCUCACCAACAAUCCCCUCUGCUUGUGCCCUGAUAGGAAUAUCAAAGGGUUCUGUUAAGAGACAGAGACAGUAGA
This is a messenger RNA of Raphanus sativus (radish), 1629 nucleotides long. RefSeq names its product protein trichome birefringence-like 21. The record is from RefSeq and is a predicted model, not a curated record. Gene Ontology annotation, cellular component: Golgi apparatus. Gene Ontology annotation, molecular function: O-acetyltransferase activity. The transcript is spliced from 4 exons. Bases 61 to 1539 code for a protein of 492 amino acids. NCBI's taxonomy places the organism in Eukaryota, Viridiplantae, Streptophyta, Magnoliopsida, Brassicales, Brassicaceae.